AUGAUGGACAUUCCGGCGCACAUCUUGGACGCUGUCCAGACCACAGACCUUUCACAAUCGAAAUCACUGGAGACGGGAAGCAGGACGUCCCGAACCUCGCCAUUCUCUUCACGAUUCCCUGGAAUGAUACACGACGCACAUUCUUCGGCAGAGGAUGUAUCAACGACGAGCGAUUCCGACCAACAUGGCUACCAGACCGAUUUCACGACACCAGCUUCUUCAGACUCGAAUUUCUGUCCAGGUGACAUGCAGCCAGACGAUGUGGAGGACUUCCGGGACCGCGAGUACCCUCAGCUCAAGGGCAAGACCUACCUGGACCACGGAGGCACGACGCUCUACGCCAAAUCGAUGAUCGAGGAGUUCUCGGCAGACAUGAUCAGCAAUCUCUAUGGCAAUCCACAUUCGGCAUCAACACCUUCCGCAAUAGCUGGCCACCGCGUAGAUGAGAUACGCGAGCGUGCGUUACGUUUCUUCAAUGCGGAUCCGGAAGAAUUCGAUCUGGUGUUCGUUGCGAACGCUACUGCAGCAAUCAAGCUUGUGAUCGAUUGCUUCAAAGACCACGCUGCCGCUAGCAACACUCCUGUGUGGUACGGGUACCACAGAGACGCUCACACUUCACUGGUUGGUGUUCGUGAAUCGACCAAGAUGCAUCGAUGUUUCACCAGCGACGAAGAAGUGGACAUCUGGAUAAACAGUGGCGGUUUGGGUGGUCCUCGUGCAAGGCAGUUGGGUUUGUUCGCGUAUCCAGGGCAGUCGAAUAUGACCGGUCGACGACUGCCGCUAAGCUGGCCUAGCCGUAUCCGCAAAUCGUUCCACAAGGCCGCAACAUAUACUCUUCUGGACGCAGCUGCGCUUGCGAGCACAGCGCCACUUGAUCUGGCUGACCCAGCGACGGCACCUGACUUUGUGGCACUCUCCUUCUACAAGAUCUUUGGCUUCCCUAACAUUGGCGCACUUAUCGUACGGAAGGAGUCGGCGCACGUACUCGAGAGCAGGAAGUACUUUGGUGGCGGCACCGUGGAGAUGAUCAUCUCCAUCAACGACACAUGGCAUGCCAAGAAGGACACCUCGAUACACGAUCGACUGGAAGACGGAACCUUGCCAUUCCACUCGAUAUUUGCUUUGGAUCACGCCAUGAAUGCUCACGAACGACUAUACGGGCCAAACCCGAUGAAAUUCAUAUCCAUGCACACUGCGCAAUUAGGCCGACAGCUCUAUGAUGGCAUUGCUGGUCUCAAGCAUGCGAACGGGGCGCCGCUAUGCCGUAUCUACAAGGACGAAGCAGCUGUGUAUGGCGAUCCGUCUAUGCAAGGGUCGACCAUUGCGUUCAAUGUGCAAAAGUCAGAUGGAACGUUGGUUGGAUUUGAAGACGUGGAAGAAGCUGCAGAUGAGCGCAACAUCUACGUGCGUAGUGGCUCACUCUGCAAUCCUGGAGGCGUGGCAACAUAUCUCGGCUGGUCACCAGCAGAGAUGAAAGCGGCUUAUGCUGCCGGUCAUCGAUGCACCAACCCAACGCAGGUCAUGCUAGGUAAACCGACAGGAGUUGUUCGUGUUAGUCUUGGUGCUAUGAGCACGGCAGGAGACGUGAACAUUCUCCUCCACUUUCUGGAUGAGGUCUACGUUGAGAAGACAAUCGACCCACGAUCAGCCACCACAGCACAGCACGCAUCCAUGAUCUUCGCGCCAGCCAAGGACUCCGUCAUCUCGACCACCUUCACGCCACCACCCCCACUUGACAUCAGAGCAACCCGGAAGAACAGUUUCUUAUCAGCAACAGGUACACCCAGCACCGCGAAGAGCUUCGACAUGGGAGACUCGAAAUCAUGGGAAGCCGGAUCCGGCGCACCCCCGACACCAGACCGGAUAGACAUCGCCCGACCGAAGCUGCCACCAUUUGUGCCAGCAGACUACGUAAAACUACGAAAACCAUGGGAAGCCGAAAUGCGACAGAAUGCCGCCAACUACGCGAUGGAAUUCAAAGUACGCGAACUCGAAGACGCCAGCAUGUUCUCGCGGAACCCAACACCCAGCGUCAAAGCGAGGAGGUUCGGCCGCAGCGUCGUCAACCUCCUACGAACGAAGAGCCACGUCGGUGCGGGUGCGGAUCAGAGGCAUGACCAACCACCCUUACCAGCACCAGCAUGA
This is a messenger RNA of Fulvia fulva, 2145 nucleotides long. Its product is annotated as Molybdenum cofactor sulfurase. Gene Ontology annotation, molecular function: molybdenum cofactor sulfurtransferase activity. The record is from RefSeq and is a predicted model, not a curated record. NCBI's taxonomy places the organism in Eukaryota, Fungi, Ascomycota, Dothideomycetes, Mycosphaerellales, Mycosphaerellaceae. The transcript has 3 exons. Gene Ontology annotation, biological process: molybdopterin cofactor metabolic process. Bases 1 to 2145 code for a protein of 714 amino acids.